Molecule: messenger RNA, 1887 nt
Organism: Clonostachys rhizophaga
Lineage: Eukaryota; Fungi; Ascomycota; Sordariomycetes; Hypocreales; Bionectriaceae
Source: the annotation of a GenBank genome assembly
AUGGACCCGGCUUCGGUAAUAGGUCUUGCUGGCGCUGUCGCAGGUCUCGCCGACGUCAUCGCAAGAACUGUUGUGACUCUAAGCGACCUUCGAAAUGCAUACAAUCAAUCGGAUUUCAAGCUCAGUGCCCUGAUAUGUCAGCUUGCCACACUCAAGGCUUCCUUGAGUCACAUAGCCGAGAUGGUGAACACAUCUUAUGGCAACGCACCAUCGCCGAGCAUACAGUUUUGUGAAGAUUUGAGGGUGUCAAUGUACGGCUGUGAAGCGAUGGUGAGUGCGUUGGAUACUCGUCUAGCAAGAUUCCAUCAAAACGAGGGCAAUGGCUUGAGUAUCUUGGGCAAGAUCGAAAUUGUAUUGGAUGAUUCAACGAUUGAUGAAUAUCUCAGUAUGCUAAAUAACCAAACAAAUGCACUUCAACUACUUCUAACGACGCUUCAAUGUCAGACAUCCCUAGCUAUUGACAAGAAGCUUCAAGAGUCCAGUUCUCGACGGAUCAUUGACAAGGUCAGGGAUGAUACAUCAUCCCUGGUGUCUCUAUACGACACAGCCUCCCUUGCGUCAACAAAAAGCACUGGAGCUCAAGAUAUCCCCACCACUGCCCCCGUUUCUUUCUCAUUCGAUUCAGAGAUAGUUACGUCAAGAGUGUAUCAAACGGCAAUGAGAUAUCAAUUGAGAGUAUCAGGAAAUGAUGAUGGGGCAGACGAAAGCGAUAUGGCAUCUUCGCGUCUUGGAAUCAACCGCCGAUUUUCCUUCUCAGUUCACAGUGAGAAGGCUUUUGACCUAGAAGAUACAUCAUCGGUCAAUCCGGACGAAGGUAAUACAAACACCAACCCGACGUCCAAAAUCGUCUCCGAUCAUAGGCCAACUCCAAGGGAAACACCUAAAAUUGUACCGAAAAAAACAUCUCUACCACAGAGUAGAACCUCCAAUGUUUCAAAAAAGAUUCUCCUGAUUGGCUCAUCGGAAAGUGGCAAGAGCACUCUAAUCAAAUCACUUAGUUGUGCAUUUGACCCUUUCGAUGAGCAGACACGCCAGACUUACAUUGAAGAAAUAAUAGAGAAUUGUGUGGAAAUAAUGCGCCUUCUCGUCAUCGAGACAGAUAUAGACCGUGUUGGAGGCGACUCCGGCCUGCAAAAGGAAUGUCGAUUGUUGAUGGAAGACGACAACGAUCGGCGAGAAUGCUUGAAAAUGUGUGAGAAACUGACGGGGGCUAUUUCCUCCAUUUGGCAGAGCCCAGAGAUGCAAAUGAGAUUUGAGCAUCGUCGCCAGCAUCAAGAAAUGUACUAUCUGCCAACAUCAUCGGAAUAUUUCCUCGACUCGGUCAGCCGGUUAGCAGAUCCUAACUACCUACCCACGGACAAUGAUAUCCUUCGCUCAUAUUGCAAGACAUCCGGGGUUUGCACCUUCGAGUUCAAUUCAGCAGGCAGAUCAUACAACUUCUACGAUGUCGGCGGAGCCCGGUCCCAACGUCGAAAGUGGAUCGAAUUGUUCCCCAAGGCAGAUAUUUUUAUGUGGACGUUUGACAUCUGCUGUUCCGGUGAAGUGUCUCAAGAUCAUGGAGGCGAUUCUAUGGAGGAACAGCUGGAGCUAUGGGAGUUCGUUGUCAAUCAUCACAGAAUUGACUUUGAUGCCACGUUUGUUGUUAUUUUUACCAAGAUCGACAAGCUUACACCAACGGUAAUAUCUCGUCUGCUAUCAAUGGAAUAUUUUCGGGGAUAUGAGAAAGAUCGGACGGAUGUGGACAUGGUCCUUGAUCAUGCCGCAGGGAGGUUGGCAGCGGCAGUGAGAGGCACAAGGAUAAAUGUUUCAUUCGGGCGUGCGAGCAUAGCAACUUCGCCGACGAAGAUGGCCGAGGAAGCCAUGAGAACACUAGAGCAACUUAAUUGA